CUUGGCUAAUCUUAAACUGUAUCAACCUGUAUUAUGCAAAGCUUGAUGUCAUUGUGCCUGUAUGAUGCACACACUACGACCGCAUUGGACCCUAGACAAUAUGUCAACCUCGUAUGACGUAGUUAUCCUCUUUAUCUUCAAGACAGCUUGUCUGGUAUUUAACUAGCGAUGACCAUAAUCCUGUUCAGCACAUUGUGAAGUGGUCAGGGUGAGAAGGAGAGUCAGACCAAGUCAGGAAGAAGCCAACAGGAGGUUUCCUCCAAGUCAGUGUUUCUUUGCAGCAUGGGGAAUUCUAAGAGUGGGGCACUGUCCAAGGAACUUCUGGAGGACCUGAAGUCCAAUACUAAGUACAACGAGGCCGAGCUGUGUGUCUGGUACCAGUCCUUCCUCAAGGAAUGCCCCACAGGCAGGAUCACCAAGGAGCAAUUUGAGGGCAUCUAUGCCAGCUUCUUCCCUAAUGCAGACCCUACUGAGUACGCAAGGCAUGUCUUUAGGAGCUUUGAUACCAACGCAGAUGGUCAACUGGACUUUAAGGAGUACAUUGUGGCCCUGCACCUUACCUCCGGAGGCAAGACCCUGCAGAAGCUAGAGUGGGCCUUCGCCCUCUACGACGUGGAUGGAAACGGAACCAUCAGCAAAAAUGAGAUCCAAGAGAUUGUUAAGUCAAUAUUUAACAUGAUCCCUGAGGAAGACCAAAAUGACCUGCCUGAAGAUGAGAACACACCUGAUAAGAGAGCAGACAAAGUCUGGGACUUUUUUGGAAAGAAAGAAGAUGACAAGAUUGCAGAGAGGGAAUUCAUUCAAGGAGUGAUGGACAACAAGGACAUCCUACGGUUGAUUCAGUAUGAUGAGCCCCAGAAAAUCAAGGACAAACUGAAGGAGAAGAAACAAUAGCUUUCCGACAAAAUCAUUCUUUUGAAUUCUAUAAGACUGUUCAAAGCUUUACUGUUUACAAACCCAACUCUCCUGCCAGACCUGGGCUCUUUGUGCGCUAGACAACAUUGGCAUACACAUUGAAGUACCGCACAUUGUGGUGGAUGACCUGUUUGUCUAUGAGCCACCUGGACUUUUCUUCACACUCAAAUAACUGUUCUGCGCUCUAGAAUUAUGGGUGUUCUUUUCUAUUUCCUAAUGAAAUAAUGGUUUCCAAGAUUCUGUUGCCUGCUGCUGUGUUCACCUGCAUUCAUUAGUUUAAUAAAGAGAAAGCCACCAGGAAAGGACCCACUGGGCACACACUGGUUGAAUCAAUGUUGUUUCCAUGAUAUUUCAAUGAAAUUACGUCGAACCAACAUAGAAUUGACAUCUGUGCCCAGUGGGGAGCUCCUUAUGACGGGAAUUAGGCUGAAGUUAACACUCCCUGUCUUACUAUCAAUCCUAUUAGUAUGUGAAGGUCAGUUUAGAAACAUCCUGACAGAGGUUUCUUAUUAAGGUAAUCAUGUCUAUAGAAUGUGUCUGAUAAUGUGCUUAGCAGGACUGAAACCUCAUACAAUGUACAGUAUUCAACUGGUAGAACAAAGGAAAAGGAGUCUUUUUCUUGAAUAUUGUUGACAUUUUGUAGAUGCUGUCAGAGACUGCUGGAAACAAUAUCAUAAAAACCGCUCUGAAAAAUUACAUUAUAAAGGGGUUCUAAAAAACAUUUUUAAAACAUAAAUAUAUAUAUACUGCUUUGAGUGAACAUGCAGAUUGGUCACUUCAGGUAGCUAUGUUUUCAAAGGGAUUUAAGUAGAGAUAAUGAGUAAAUGUGAUAUGUAAUAUUACAUUUUUGUUGAAAGAUUCAAUGCAUUCUAAAAAGAGCAAUAGAGAUGUGCUUUCACAAAUUGUCUGCCUGGUCCUGAGGGAAUGAGACUUCUUUCUUGUUUGCAUUUUUAUUUCCCUUCAAUAAGCGUGUAUUUAAGUAUUGUUGUCCAUUAGUUUACUCCAAUUAGGGGAGGGGUGGUAGGGUUAGGGGAAAAUAAUAAAGAAGAAAAAAUAUAUAUUGGAUAUGAUGCAAACAAUUACAUUGAUAGAAAAGCACAAUCUAUCUGCAAUAUUAAAGAUGAUCUAGACUGAGGAGCAGCCCGCUCCAUACAUUACACACGUCAAAUAAUGAAUUACAGAACAUGUGCUUUAACUCCAAUCAUAUGUCAUCUUGGCACUGAACUUGUCCAAGCUGUAAGGUCAGAAACACAGGGCCUGACUCGUUCUCUCUCUAAAGCCUGAUUUGGCUCCCAGUAAUGCAUGGUCGGGUUCCAUGUCAAUAUUCCCCCACCUGGCCUAUCUCCCUGGAUCUCCCUGGCCAAUCCACAGACAGUCAGAGGGGAGGGGAUUGACUGUAAAAGCCGGAGGCAAAAGGCUGAAUUUCAUCUGCUUAUUGGGAUGAAUCCAAUUCAUUUAAACAUGUCCCAGAACU
Salvelinus fontinalis (brook trout) is the source of this 2389-nucleotide messenger RNA. Its product is annotated as recoverin-like. The transcript has 4 exons. The coding region runs from base 283 to 894 and encodes 203 amino acids. Gene Ontology annotation, molecular function: calcium ion binding. Lineage: Eukaryota; Metazoa; Chordata; Actinopteri; Salmoniformes; Salmonidae. The record is from RefSeq and is a predicted model, not a curated record.